AUGGGUUUGCUGGGCAGUCCGAAGCGAGAGGAAUGGUUACAGCUCAGAAGAGAGAUGGAAGUCCUGACGGACCUGUGGCUGACUCAAGCACUCAAAGCCCUGGCUCUCAUUAACUCGAGGCCAAACUGUGUGAACGUGUUGGUGACCACCACCCAGCUCAUCCCAGCUCUCUCCAAAGUCUUACUGUACGGUCUUGGCUCAGCCUUCCCAAUAGAGAACAUUUACAGCGCCACUAAAAUUGGAAAAGAGAGCUGUUUUGAGCGUGUGUCCCAGCGGUUUGGUCGGCGAGCUGUCUAUGUGGUGAUCGGAGACGGAGCCGAGGAGGAGACCGUAGCCAAGAAGAAGAACAUGCCAUUCUGGAGGGUGUCCUGUCGAGCAGAUCUGGAGGCUUUGACACAUGCACUGGAGCUGGAUUACCUCUAGAGGGUAUCAACAGUCAAGACCUGCUUUCAUAAGGAGAAGCGCUGGAAGAGUUAAAGGUGCCUGUAGAAACUGAUUUGAAGUCAGUAUUGCUGUUUUGACUGAGCCCAGCAGACAGUUUAACGCCGGGUCAAAGGAACUGUGAAGAGUUUCAAGCAGUUCUACAGCAGGACACCAACAUGAAACCACAAGUGCUGACAUCCAGCUUUGCAAAGUCAAAAAAGGGACCAAAUCAUAGCUAAUCCCAGGGAACU
Nematolebias whitei (Rio pearlfish) is the source of this 674-nucleotide messenger RNA. RefSeq names its product eyes absent homolog 2. Gene Ontology annotation, biological process: cell differentiation; anatomical structure development; positive regulation of DNA repair. The transcript is spliced from 5 exons. Gene Ontology annotation, cellular component: nucleus. The coding region runs from base 1 to 423 and encodes 140 amino acids. Lineage: Eukaryota; Metazoa; Chordata; Actinopteri; Cyprinodontiformes; Rivulidae. Gene Ontology annotation, molecular function: protein tyrosine phosphatase activity. The record is from RefSeq and is a predicted model, not a curated record.